Messenger RNA from Anopheles coustani, 2028 nucleotides. RefSeq lists its product as uncharacterized. Gene Ontology annotation, biological process: long-chain fatty acid metabolic process; fatty-acyl-CoA biosynthetic process. The transcript is spliced from 3 exons. The coding region runs from base 110 to 1747 and encodes 545 amino acids. Lineage: Eukaryota; Metazoa; Arthropoda; Insecta; Diptera; Culicidae. Gene Ontology annotation, molecular function: long-chain fatty acid-CoA ligase activity. The record is from RefSeq and is a predicted model, not a curated record.
CAAAAGGUGAAGGCAGUCGUCGUCAAAGUUUAAGUUCCUCAAAGACAUACUAUCGUAUUUACUGUCUGCACAAAUCGAGGUCUACUAUACUCAAUAAAAUCCGUUUGCAAUGGAUCAAAGUAACAAGUUUAUAAUCAGUGGCAGACCCGAACCAGUGAAUAUUACGGAGGGAUGUAGUUCCUUGGGGAUUUUACUGCGAAAACGGCUUCUACGCAACGGAGAUAAUGUAGCACUGGUCGAUGGUGUCUAUUCAAGCGAGUUGCGAUAUUUGGAGUUGUUGGAAAAAGCUGUUCGCUUGGCCGAUGCACUUCGAAGCGAGUUUGGUCUGCGACCGGGAAAUGUCGUGGGAAUAAUAAGUGAAAACCGUCUGGAAUUCCCGGUUGCGCUCUUCGCAGCCUUUUUCCUUGGUGCCACUGUCGCUCCAAUCAACCUCACAUACACCGAGAGAGAAUUUGACCAUGCGCUUAACUUAUCGAAACCGACAAUAGUUUUUGUUUCGCCAUAUUCCGCUGACCGGGCCAUUAAGGCUGCUAGACGUAACACAAAUUUUGUGAAGCAGGUUUUUCUUUAUGGCGAGGAUAAUCCCUAUGGAGCAGAUGUAAUGCUAUACGAUGAGUUUCUGUCCAAAAAACCCGCUAUCAAUCCCCAUACCUUCUGGAUCGAACCGACUAACAUGGAGGAGCAUGUCGCAUUGAUUAUGUGCUCUUCAGGGACAACCGGAUUACCAAAAGGUGUGCAACUUACCCAACGUAACGUGAUAGCUAGCCUUCCGCUUCUGUCGGAACUGGAAUCUUCUUUUGAAGGUCCGAGAAUAAUCCUGGGAGUUAUACCUUGGUUCCAUGCCUUUGGCUGCCUGACUCUGAUUAAUGUGCUGUGUAAUCAACAAAAGCUCAUUUCAUUGCCCAAAUUCGAAGAGGGUUUGUUCUUAAGUUGCAUUGAGAAUUAUCGCUGUUCAUUCGUGUUUGUCGUACCUCCAUUGAUGGUAUUCCUAGCAAAGCACCCACUGGUCGAUAACUAUGAUCUCAGCAGUCUUAACACGUUACUUUGCGGAGCUGCUCCGCUCAGUAAAGAAACGGCAGACUUGGUGAAGCAGCGCAUCGGAGUGAAGAAUAUCCUGCAAGGGUACGGAAUGAGUGAAACAACGCUAGCGAUGGUGGUACAGACGGCCGAUUGCAACAAACCAGGAAGCGUAGGUAAACUGCUGUUUGGCACAACAGCAAAAGUCGUCGAUCCGGAAACGGGAAGAAUUCUCGGUCCUAAUCAACCAGGCGAGCUGUGCUUCAAAGGUACACAGAUUAUGAAAGGUUACAUAGGGAAUGAAAAAGCAACUAACGAAACGAUUGAUAAAGAUGGUUGGCUACACACUGGGGACAUAGGCUACUACGAUGAGGAUGGAGAAUUUUUUAUCAUCGAUCGGUUGAAGGAAUUGAUCAAGUACAAAGGCUAUCAAGUACCCCCGGCCGAGAUUGAAGCAAUUCUGUUGACUAAUCCAAAAAUCAAAGAUGCGGGAGUAGUUGGAGUACCUGACGAGGCGGCUGGAGAGCUUCCUUUGGCAUUCGUCGUUAACCAACCGAACGUUACGUUGACGGAGGCUGAAGUGCAACAAUAUGUGGCUGAACGAACGUCUCCAGCUAAGCGACUCCAUGGCGGCGUGCGAUUCGUUUCAGAAAUACCAAAAAAUGUUAGUGGUAAGAUUUUGAGGAGGGAACUUCGCGCAAUGUUGAAUCGCCCGAAAUCAAAACUUUAAGUAAAUCAUCAGUCAGACUGGCCAUGAAAAAUUCCUUUUUAUAAAGAUAGAAUAGUCGUCUUACUGAAUCUCGUAAGAGCAUGGGUUAUGGGUUAAUUAUAUGAAAAAGAAGUGUGGUAGUUUAAUGUGUGACCAAAAAUAACUCAAUUUAGGACAAAUCAUUACUCAUAUACUUUUCUUUAUUUUUUCCCCUACAUAACGUUACAACGAAUGCCAGUGAACAAUAAUUUUUAUUCGACCAACAUAAUUCAAUGAAAAUAAAAUCAGGUGUAUGGUGAUAA